AUAAAGCGCUCAGUCUCAUUCAGGCUCUGUGCCUGGGUUACUCUCUUCUCUCUGAGCACAAUGGUCAAUCCCUGCGUCUCACCGACGUGCCACUGUCAAUAAACUAAAGAAAAAACCCUCGUCCGGCUCUUAAACUAGCACAUGGCUGGAACAGGAGCUUUGUGACAGGGCUGGAAGUCGGGGAAGAGCUGUAGCCGUGUGGAGAACAGUGCUCUUGUGUAGGGUCGCGGCGCGCCAGGCGCCCUGAUGCUGCGAGGAAAAAAAACGCCAUUGUCCAACAAAAAAGCGCUAGCUAGCUGCUAAAUGACUGGCUUACAGACGAGAAACAUGACUUCGACGCUGCCUCCCGUCCUUUUCCUCCUCCUCCUCAGCAUCCAGACCGCCGUUUCAUUCGAGGUGACGUUACAGGAUGACGACUGCAUCAUGAUGACUCUCGAACCCUUGGAUCUGAGGGACAACAUCACUGCGUAUGCUGCCAGGAUAUCUGGAGAGCCUCGCACCCACAUCCUGCCCUUCCAGAGUACCAGCGAUGGCCACCUGGCUCCUUCUGUCCUUCUUUAUAACACCACCUACCAUGGGUUCUGUUACACCAUCAGCCUUCUACUAGCCAAUGGCUCCACGUGGACCAAACCGGUCAAGACUGUGACUCUGCUCACAAAGCCUCUUCCAUUGGAGAGUGUGCAGAUUUCAGACUACCAGCCAGCUCCGGAGACCGGCGUGGUAUUUGAGCUCCGUUCGCCGGAGAGAAACAGCUUUAGCCGGGUGAACAUCAGCUACUCCGAGGGCAGAGAGCAGCGCUUCAUGCUCUACAAAGAUUUUCAGAAAGGCAAAACGGUUUUUAAGCACUGGUUGCCUGGGACGUGCUACAGCAACAUCACCUUCCAGCUCAUCUCCGAAGCCACGGUCAACAAAAGCACCCUGAUAAAAAAGAGUGAAGUGAUCCACGAGCCGCUCCAUCACAGGACAGUACCCAACCCUCCUCUCAACGUGUCUCUCAAGAUUGUCCACCUCAAUGGAAGAGGCUUGCCUGUGACUAACUGGCGUGAAAAGGCGUCCCAUGACACCCGUCUGCCACGAAAGGCACGCGACGUCCCCCUAACAGAGGAACAGCUAGAAACAGAGGUGCAAGACAAAGAGGAAGAUCCGAGACCCGAAGAGGAGUCGCAGUCAGUUACCCAAAGACCUCUUGCUACCUCUGAGAACCUAAACAGCAGCUCAGCGCCAUUCGUUAACAUCGUAAAUGUGUACACACCUGCUGCAGAAAAUAUCUCCACUAACAGCAGCGACAUGUCAGAGAGCGAGAAUUCCACUGCUUCCUAUUGGCCAACGAGGCGUCCCUCUCCCACCGAAGGGGAAUAUGAGUUUGUGAAUGGAGUGGCUCCAGAGUAUGAAGACUCAAAGGAGCUUGGCUCAGCCAUGGAUUCCAGCCUAGAGCCCACUGACAGGUCCAACAAAGCGUCCUCGAUUCUGCUGGAGCUUCGCUGGUUGCCUCCCCCACCACCCACCACAACUGACGGCUUUAAUGUCUACAUCUAUCGAGACAGUAACAUGACUAAACCGGCGACUGUGGACGAGAACACUCAUGAGUUCUUCACCGAGCUGUCGGAGCCUGGGACAUACCGUGUUCUAGUCACCACCAUCAGCUCCUCAGGAGAGUGUGAGCCCCGAGAGAGCGCACCACAUCGAGGAUUCACCUUCUACCUCAGUCCUACAGGCGAGUGGCUGGAGCAGCCCAAGGAGCGUCCCCAGGCGGUGAGUGUGAAAAUGCUGGGGAAGAGCACAGCCUCUGUGUCCUGGGCUCCACCCAAGCAGAGCUACAACGGCAGCCUCAUCUCAGUGGUAUCUCUAACGUGCCUCAAGCCCAGCCUCAGCCAGCGCAUGGAGAACACCUACUGCUCUGAGGAAAACACCACCAUUGACGUCAUCACUAACCUGACUCCUGGUGCUCAGUACAGAGUGGUGGUUUAUCACACCAACGGACCCCUAAUCAGCCCUCCCUCCGAACCAGUCAUUAUCGAUAUAGAGCCAACAGGAGUGCGAGACCUGGUGGUGUACCCCCUGAGUCCCACGGCAGUCAUUCUGAGCUGGCAGAGGCCACAUAACGUGGCCUUCCGCAAAUACGUGCUGCAGACCUUUUACUUCAACUCGGCCACGCAGACCGCCCAGUGGACCACGUACUACGAGAUUGCCGCUACCGCCUCCGUCAUCGCCUCUGUGAGAGUGGCAGAUCUUUUGCCUGCAUGGUACUACAACUUCAGAGUAACCAUGGUGACCUGGGGUGACCCUCCUCUCAGCUGCUGUGAUGGAUCCACUGUGAGCUUUGUUACUGCUCCUGAGGCACCCCACAUCUCCUCAGUGGAUUACUCCCAUGGUGUGUUGUAUGUGCGCUGGACCUACGGGGAUCUCUUCACUGAUCUGUCCCACUCCAGAAUGCUGCACUGGCAGGUGCUGGCUGAAGGAAAGAAAGGCUCCAGGAGACGCUUCUCAACAGAUGUGACACGCAACGUAAUGAAGGCUGCGCUUGUGCUCCCUCCUGGUGACAUCUACAACCUGACGGUCACGGCUUGUACAGAACGCAGCCGCAACACCUCCAUACCCCACAUCCUGAAACUGGAUCCAGCACCUCCCAAGUCCCUGUACGCGGUCAACGCAACACACUCUGCCGUCACUUUGCUCUGGACUGAGGAGGGAGUAGUGGACUUUUACCAGGUCAGCUGCAGGCAACUCGGGCCCAUCACACAACUCAAGGCUGCUGAGCCCCAGACUGCCCACUCCCAUGUGUUAACUGUGAACAACCUGCAGGCCUCCACCUCCUACAACUGCAGCGUGAUCAGUUACAGCUACAGCACACCCAGCGAGCCCGCCUACAUUACCAUCAGCACUCUGGCUCAGGAGAUGAACCCCAGCAUAGCUGCUAUCUCAGCGCUGGCUGUGCUCAGUGUGUUACUCAUCAGCCUGCUCGUGCUCUUUCUACUGGUGCUGCGCAAAAAACACAUGCAAAUGACCAGGGAAUGUGGGGCAGAAACCUUCGUCAACUUCGCCUCUUUUGAGCGUGAUGGGAAACUUCCUUACAACUGGCGAAGGAGCCUCUUUGCCUUCCUUACUCUUCUGCCAUCCUGCCUUUGGACUGACUAUCUUUUGGCUUUUUAUAUUAAUCCAUGGAGCAAGACUGCUCUAAAGAAAAGGAAGCUAACAAGCCCAGUGCAGCUGGAUGACUUUGAGGCCUACAUAAAAGACAUGGGCAAAGACUCUGCGUACAAGUUCUCCCUGCAGUUUGAAGAGCUGAAGAGUGUUGGUCUGGACCUAUCCCAUGAUGCCGCAGAUCUGCCAGUAAACAGACCCAAGAACCGCUACACCAACAUCUUACCCUACGACUUCAGCCGCGUAAAGCUAAUCUCUAUGCACAACGACGAAGGCUCCGACUACAUCAAUGCUAACUACAUUCCAGGCUACAAGUCACCUCGUGAGUACAUCGCCACACAGGGGCCACUCCCGGAGACGCGCAACGAUUUCUGGAAGAUGGUGAUGCAGCAAAACUCACACGUCAUCGUCAUGCUGACUCAGUGCAACGAGCGGCGCAGGGUGAAGUGUGAUCAUUACUGGCCAUUUACGGACGAGCCUGUUUCCUACGGCGAGAUCACGGUAGAGAUGCUGUCUGAAAGCGAGUCUCCUGAAUGGACCAUCAGGAAUUUCCGCCUCAGCUAUGCAGACGAGGUGCAGGACGUGCUGCAUUUUAACUACACGUCCUGGCCCGAUCACGGUGUGCCCACGGUGAACGCCAUCGAAAGCAUCCUGCAGUUUGUGCAGCUAGUGCGCCAGCAGGUGAACAGGACCAAAGGACCAGUUACGGUCCACUGCAGUGCUGGUGUGGGUCGUACAGGCACGUUUAUUGCCCUGGACCGGCUGAUGCAGCAUAUCCGGGAGCACGAGUAUGCUGAUAUAUUGGGCAUGGUAUCAGAGAUGCGCUCACAUCGACUCUCUAUGGUGCAAACAGAGGAACAGUAUGUCUUCAUUCAUCAGUGUGUUCUGCUCAUGUGGAAGAAGAAAAAACAGCAGAGUCUCACCAGCGAUGUCAUCUACGAGAACGUCACCAAGUCUUAAUGGCAGCCAGGACAUGUAUGGAAAGCUGUAUUGAUGCCCUGCACUCUCCUUUGCUUCAGGCAUUUAUUCUCUGCAUAAAGGCCUACUAUAUAAACACCAGAAUAAAUAAAAACUGCAGCAGAGGAGUUGCAGAAACCACCCAAGCUAUUCUACAUUCUAUUGUCCCAACCAGUGAAGGCACAAUAGGACAAAAAACAUGCCUUAAGGAAUCCACAACAACGUCCAGGCUGCUUUCUUUCAGCAGAGUCACUGCAGCAGUUCCAGAGCGAGUGUUAGUGGUGAGAGUGAAUGAACCGCUGGCCAAAUGGGACAAAAAAGAACUUUUAGCAUUUAGUUUUAUUCUCAGGAUUGUCUGCAAGCACCAACCCCAUCUGCUGGUUGCUGCCACACCCAGCGAAGGCAUGAGGAGGUCCACGUGCUCGUCAUGGACGUCUCUGAGGGCGUUAGGGCGCCAUAAUUUGUGAGAGUAUUUCACAUACAUCCAAACUCAUCAUAGUAUUAGUAUUCAUUGCCUUGGUUCCUGAAGCUGCAUCAGACUCUUUAACUGUCACACUGCCACUCCCUGGAAGGGACAUUCAGUACAAGUGUGUAUGUGUGUGUGUGUGUGUAUGUGUGAGAGAGAGCAUUCUCUACUGCUGUACUACUCUUGAUAAGCUACUCUUUGGUACGACUACUAGAACCUGGUUGCAUAUUCCCACAUUCGUGAAAUGAGGACCUUCUGAGGUGACGACAUGCAUCCGUCUUUCUGGGUCUGUAUAAUUUGCACUGAUUAUCUGUAAGUGUGCGCUGCGCUAUAGCGAAAAUAUGUAAGUUAUGUCACUGUACUGCGCCUCCUCGUCUGUCCUCACCACGUCUCCUGCUAGCUGAAUGAUAUCAUCGGUUCUACAGUAGAAGAACCUUAUCUAAGCAGAGGAGAGUGUGGUGUAGUGGAAAUUGCCAUGUCAGAGCUCUCAUAACUCUGAUGUGGAACUGCACAGUUUAAUCUUUCAAGCUGUGGAGUUGGAAUGUACACAUCAUCCUUUCAUGUAUAAGGAAGCCUGGCUGAUGCCAAGACUUAAAUGUUCUCACAAAAAAAAAAAAAAACUGAAGAUUUGUUUCGAGUUCAGCUCACUUGGGUCCAAAACCAGAGUGUGAAACAUAUCCUGUCAUGUAGAGAUAUGUAGGAUGUAAUGUUUAUUUUUUAAUGUUUAUUUUUACAGCAAAGCUGGUGAAGCUGGUGAGUUCAUCUGUAAAGGACCAUGUUUAUGCUUACAUGUGGAAAAAGCAGUAUUGGCAUCUGUAUUGGCAGAUAAUGAGGAAUUAUGUAUUCAUUUCAUAUCACAUGUUGAAAAAUGUCUGCUCAACUGGUACUGGCAGUGCACACUGAAGUUCAUAACAGCAAGAAAUACCUUAGAUAUCUCCCAUAAUAAGGUACAGUAUAAGGUCAUUCUGAAUUAAUAUUUGGCUUAGUUUGUACAUACAAAGCCUUAAAGAAGUCUCUUACUUCAUACUAAAGAAAAAUGGAUCAAAUCCAUGAUUAAAGUCUUCAUAUUUAACUAUUUCUAUUUCUAAAAAUGUUACAUACUGCCUAUUGUGCUGAGUAAUAUUCUCAUAAUAGUAUGCCGAGAAUUUCACUGAUCAAUUAUCCAGUCCGCUACAAAACUAUACAUGGAGUUGGAGAAGACCUUCAAAUAUAAGGGCCAGUGUUUGCUCUUAAAGUUUCAUGUCUUUUUUUAAAAAAAAAUUUCUUUAAUAUAGUGUACGUCGAGCUGUGUCCAAUUUGUCUUUGGUGCCAUUUUGUGCAAUGCAUCACUUUAAGCCUGAGCUGAGAUCACUCGUCAUCCUCUCAGUUUUAAUGUGUGUGGUUAUUGGAAACAAAACAAUAAAGAAAACCGUUGAAUA
Pangasianodon hypophthalmus (striped catfish) is the source of this 5982-nucleotide messenger RNA. RefSeq names its product protein tyrosine phosphatase receptor type O (gene ptpro). Gene Ontology annotation, biological process: peptidyl-tyrosine dephosphorylation involved in inactivation of protein kinase activity; axon guidance; negative regulation of canonical Wnt signaling pathway. The coding region runs from base 304 to 4101 and encodes 1265 amino acids. The record is from RefSeq and is a predicted model, not a curated record. The transcript is spliced from 27 exons. Gene Ontology annotation, cellular component: GABA-ergic synapse; plasma membrane; glutamatergic synapse. Gene Ontology annotation, molecular function: protein tyrosine phosphatase activity; Wnt-protein binding; cadherin binding. Lineage: Eukaryota; Metazoa; Chordata; Actinopteri; Siluriformes; Pangasiidae.